This is a messenger RNA of Prunus mume (Japanese apricot), 1090 nucleotides long. RefSeq names its product Surfeit locus protein 2 (SURF2). NCBI's taxonomy places the organism in Eukaryota, Viridiplantae, Streptophyta, Magnoliopsida, Rosales, Rosaceae. The record is from RefSeq and is a predicted model, not a curated record.
CUGUGCGGCUCGCAGCUUGAGGAAAUAGUAAUGGCGACGAGUGAGGAGAAGGCGAAGGAGAAGGAAGGGAGCAACCUACUGGGCUCACCGACCUUCAAGGAGCUCGAAAAUGGUCGAUUCCAGUGCGUUGAGACAGGCCAUGAAGUGGUGGCCAAAGACAAGGAAAUUUACUCUCAGAGCAAGCGGUGCCGUUUGGGUCUGGUCGACUUUGCCCUUUCCCAUAAGAAACCUCCUCUCAACAUGUUCAAGCAAGACCCUCUUUCUCGUUCAAAGUUGGUGUGUAAGCUUACCGGGGAUACUAUCAAUAAGUCAGAGGAACACAUUUGGAAGCAUAUCAAUGGCAAACGGUUCCUCAACAAGCUAGAAGAAAAGGAAGAACAGAAGCUAAAGCCGGACGGAAUGGUAGAAAAGCUGGAUGAUCAGAACCCUGAAAUAGUACCUGAGCCGGACACAGAUGGUGUCAGAAAGAAAAAGAAGAAGAAGAAGACGAAGAAGAAGAAGAAGAAGGAAAAUGGAGCUGAUGAGACUAUCUCUGAAAUAAGGAAGUCUUCUGAUGAGGAAAGUGAUUUAGAAGAAACUGACUUUUGGAUGCCUCCAGUAGGAGAACGUUGGGACUUUGAUGAGGGAGGCGAUAGAUGGGGUUCCGGUUCAGAGUCAGAGAAUGAGGAUGACGAGAUUGAUGGAGAUGUUUCAGAUGGUGCAGUUGAAGAUGGUGAGGAGGAGUCAGAAGAGCUAUCCAUGCGGACAAAAAGAAUGUCCAUAGAAAUUGGACCAAGCAGCUUUGCUUCAAGGAAGAAGAAGAGUAAAAAGAGCACCACAUGAUAGGCCAAUCAAGUUGUCUUCAAUCUGCGAUAUUAGGGCAAGGCAAGAGAUUAAUUGUUUUGAGCAACUUGUUCUGAAUAGAGAAACAUGAAGAAAGAACUGCGAUAGAGAUACUGUCGUGAUAGAGUUGUAAUAAAUUGCUAUCGAUUUUUCAAGCUCGUUAAGGUGCAAUUUUGGAAUGUUGUUUUGGUAGGUCAAAAAUCUGUUUUUAGCUCGUGUAAAGGUUGUACUUUUACUCUUUAAGUUAAUAUAUCAAAACAUUAUUUCA